AGGCCCGAACCUAAGGUUCGUCUCUCCAAACCCAGGCUCGGGUCUCACAAAGCCUCUCGAAAAGACCAAACCCACCGUCGAAACUAUGGAACCAAAGCAAGAGAGAGAAAGUAGUGAGUCUGCGUUGUAGAGAGAGAUAGUGUGUCUGAGAGAGAGAGAGAGAGAGAGAGAGAGACAGAUGGGCCAGAUCGUGAAGAGGAAGAAGAAAGGGAGGCCAUCGAAGGCAGAUCUAGCGCGCCGAGCUGUCGAGUCGGCGGCUGCGCCCGAGCCGGAUAUCCGGCGGAGCCUCCGGCGACGAAAUGUGAGGUACAACAUCGACUACGACGAUUACCUGGACGAGGACGACGAUGACGACGAGGAGGACCAGAGCAGGAGGGAGAAGAAGCUCAAGUUAGUGGUGAAGCUGAACCAAGGGAGCGAGUCGCCCAGUCGGGCUCACACGGUGGCGCGUGAUUCGCACGCUUCGGAGGACGAGUGCGAGCGUAAGCCAUUGAAGAAGAGGAGUAUCAGCAAUGGUCGGGAUGAUGACGAUGAUGAACAAGACGAAGAUGAUGACCAGGGUGAUGUCGAGGAUGACGAGGAAAGAGGGAGGAAGGUGGACUUGAAGGAGCUCGAUUCUGCUCCAGGGACGCCAACCGAUCCACGGUCUGGGGUUCCAUUGCCUGACAAGAAGACACUGGAGUUGAUUCUUGAUAAACUUCAGAAGAAAGACACGUAUGGUGUGUAUGCAGAACCGGUUGAUCCCGAGGAGCUUCCCGAUUAUCACGAUGUGAUUGAUCAUCCUAUGGACUUUGCCACGGUGAGGAAGAAGUUGGCAAAUGGAUCGUACUCUACCUUGGAACAAUUUGAGAAUGAUGUUUUCUUAAUUUGCUCAAAUGCAAUCCAAUAUAAUGCGCCGGACACCAUAUACUAUAGACAGGCUCGUUCCAUACAAGAAUUGGCAAUGAAGAAAUUCGAGAGGCUAAGGAUUGAAGUUGACCGGUCUGAGAAAGAGUUGAAGUCGGAGCAGAAAACAAGAUCCAAUUCCUUAAUCAAGAAGCCUGGGAAGAAGCCAUUCUGCCGAACCUCACAGGAGCCUGUUGGCUCUGAUUUCUCCACCGGCGCCACUCUUGCCACCCUUGGAGAUGUACAGAAUGGUUUCAAUACAAACCAAGGUGGUGGUUGUGAGAGGCCCAGUAACACCGAUGUUGUUGUGGAGGGUAAUCCUUCCCUAAUUGAUACUAAUCUUGAGAAGGCAGAAGACUUAUCAUCAGGGAAGGGUCUACUCUCUAAAUUGGGAAGGAAGCAAUUUGUGCACGAUGAUAACCGCCGUGCAACUUAUACCAAUUCCAAUCAGCCGGCAGUUAUAUCAGACUUGAUAUUUACAACCUUUGAGGGUGAACUUAAGCAGUUGAUUGCUGUCGGGCUUCCUGCAGAAUAUUCGUAUGCUAGGAGCUUGGCUCGUUUUGCUGCAACUCUUGGACCUGUUGCCUGGAAAGUUGCCUCUCAGAGAAUUGAGCAGGCAUUACCUGCUGGGUGCAAAUUUGGUCGUGGUUGGGUUGGAGAGUAUGAGCCACUUCAAACUCCUGUACUAAUGCUCAAGAAUUGCCCCCAGAAAGAACCUGGUUCAAGUCCAAAGUUGAUGUCUAAUGCUGAAUUACGAAAAGAUGGAAAAACUAAGACUCGUGUUUCUGCUAAGGAGCUUCCUGUAAUUGGGCCUACUUCGUCUGCAAAACAAUCUUCAUCUGGUCCAGCUGGUGCUCAUACUUCAGCAGGGAAAUUAUAUGUCUCUGGCACUGCUGGAAAUAAACCGAGUACACCUGAUAAUGCCAUUUUCCAGAAGCAAAAUCCACUAUCUAGGAGUCUUUCCAAGCCUGAAAGUAGGGUUAUUAAGCAAUUUGAAUUGAACUCUUUGCCCUCUUCUCAUCAAAAUAAUGCUGAGCUUCUUGCUGAAAAGCAGUUCUCAAGUAAUUCAGGAGUAGAAGAUUCGAGGUCCAAAGAACCGGUAUUGAGAAGCAUAAAUCUUCUGCAGUCUGAACCGUUUAAGCAGCCUGGUAAGGAUGGAAUUGUUACUCGACAACCAAAUGGAAAAAUCACCAACAACGAUUUGAACAGUAAGAUGAGUGGUCCAUCUUCUGAUGCCACACUGAAUCACAUGGCUAGAGGAACGAACUUUCCCCAUGGACAGGAGCAGGGUCUUAGUGACCCAGUUCAAUUGAUGAGAAUUUUGUCAGAAAGGGCCCAGAUGCAACAGAAAUCUUCAAAUCAAUCGUCAGUUGAAACCGCACAAGUCAUGCCCUCAGUUCCAUCUGUAAGGAGAGUUGACUCAGGCAAUGCCGCAGCAGCAGCUGCCCGGGCAUGGAUGUCCAUAGGGGCUGGAGGUUUUAAACAAGCGACAGAAAAUUCCAGCUUCCCCAAAACUCCACUUUCUGCUAGUCCAUCAUACAACCCAACUCGGGAAUUCCGUCCACAAAUUUCCCAAAUGCGGGCAGAGUUUCCUCUCAGGGGGAUGCAAUCUCAGUCUGAGAGGAACUCUUUUCCCAUGGCAUUUGCACCACAACCUGUUCGCAUGGGCAAUGAAGCACAACUCUCAAACCGACCUAUAGUUUUCCCUCAAUUAGCCCCAGCUGACUUGUCUAGGUUUCAGGUGCAGUACCCUUGGCAAAGUCUCAGUCCUCGUACACAACCAAGGCCUAAACAGGAGACACUUCCUCCAGACUUGAAUAUUGGUUUCCAGUCUCCAGGGUCUCCAGCAAGACCAUCUUCUGGUGUUCUUGUUGAUUCCCAGCAGCCAGACCUGGCUUUGCAACUCUGAGUGAGGAUGGGUUUUCUGAGGAAUCAUAUAAAUGGGGAAGAGAGCAGAGGUUAAUCUGGCUCCUGUCUUAACGACAUGGAUUUUAUUUGAUCUCUCAGGCCUUCGUUGAACUGAAUGUGCGAAUGCACCAUUGGUUUGGGUUUGAUCGCCAAUGACUGGGUUUGCUUGUACGGAGAGAAGGAUUUUGCUCAAUUGGAUGUGCUUGCUUGGGAUGGGAUGAUUCCGGCAAAUUUGGGGCAAGAAUUCAGCUACUUGUUUUCUAAAUGAGGAUUACUGACUGGCAGCGGCAGGGUUUAUAUCAUAUCAGGGAGUUAAAAAAAAAAAAAUUGAAAUUUUUGGCAGAUGAAUGAUUAAUUUUAUGAAUAUUUACCAAUUGCUUAGAAAUUGCAAGUCUGACAGCAGAUGCAUAAAAUGUUGAGAUGCCUUGUACAUUUGUUACAGGUGGAUGAGAAAUGGUGGUUCAGUUUCAA
Molecule: messenger RNA, 3264 nt
Organism: Juglans microcarpa x Juglans regia
Lineage: Eukaryota; Viridiplantae; Streptophyta; Magnoliopsida; Fagales; Juglandaceae
Molecular function (GO): protein binding
Source: RefSeq, a predicted model, not a curated record